Megalobrama amblycephala (Wuchang bream) is the source of this 1311-nucleotide messenger RNA. RefSeq lists its product as uncharacterized. NCBI's taxonomy places the organism in Eukaryota, Metazoa, Chordata, Actinopteri, Cypriniformes, Xenocyprididae. The transcript is spliced from 3 exons. The record is from RefSeq and is a predicted model, not a curated record. The coding region runs from base 1 to 1311 and encodes 436 amino acids.
AUGCCGUUUGCGGACAUCAUAACAUCCCUCGCGGUCUUACACCAAGACCAACAUCAAGCCCUGCUGGACCUCCACUCGGAUCAGGAGCGGCGUUUCCAGGCCAUCCUUCAGGUCCAGCAGGAAGACCGCGAGAGGUUCCGGAGCUGGAUCGACCGGGAGGUUCGUACGGAGACCACCGAACAGCUGGCUGCGCCCACCCAUCUUCCCCUCAACAAGAUGGGCCCGCUGGAUGACCCGGAGGCCUUCCUGGACCUUUUCGAGAAGUCAGCGGAGGUUUCAGGUUGGCCCCGGGAUCAGUGGCCCAUGCGACUCAUCCCACUGCUCUCGGGUGAGUCGCAGGUGGCAGCGCAGCAGCUGCCCGUACAGAACCUCCUGGUCUUCGACGACCUGAAGAGGGCCAUACUUCAGCGGGUCGGCCGGACCCCAGAACAGCAUCGCCAACGGUUCUGCUCACUGGAGUUAGGCGAGUCCGGCCGGCCCUUCGUGAUGGCCCAACAGCUCCGGGACUCCUGCCGCAAAUGGCUCCUGGCCGAGGGAGGCGACGUGGAGCAAGUCAUCGAUCUGGUGGUGCUGGAGCAGUUCAUAACUCGGCUGCCCAGAAGAACAGCCGAGUGGGUCCAGUCCCACCGUCCCACGUCGCUGGACUCGGCCAUCCACCUGGCGGAGGACCACAUGGUGGCGUGCCCAGGGGUCGGCGAACCCCUUCCAUCUGCCUCUCUCUCUCCUUCUCUUCCCUCAUCCUCCUCUCUCUCUAAGCCUGUCCCUCUCCCCAGGUCUCGUCCGCCCGGCCCUCCUCGUGUCCCGCCCCGGGGGCGGGGCGGGACUGAACAGGGAUUCUUUUCCGGACCCCGGGUCCCGCCCAGGGGGACGGGAUCAUCUGCUGCCGGGCUGGACCCCACUCCUGCUUCUCCCCUCUCUCCGCGCCAACUAUUUAACCCUCUCCCUGCCACGAGAGCGGCGGGCAGGUUGAUCCGGGUCCCGGACGUUCUGCAGGCCGCCCCUGGUCAAGCUGGCGGGUACCAAAUUCCUACUGACGCGUCGGACAGAGGGCUGGGUGCUGUCCUGUCCCAGGAGAUAGAGGGGGAGGAACGGCCAGUGCUGUACAUUAGCCGUAAGCUCUCCAAGAGAGAAGCUAAGUACAGCACCGUAGAAAAAGAAUGUCUUGCCAUUAGUAUCAUCCCCUCAGCGACCGUAUGGACCCCCUUUCGAGAUGCAUCACACUUGAUGGGCCAAGUUAGCCUUGACGGAGCUAUCCGCUGGAAACGAGCCAUUCGAGGCAUUGAUGUCUGCUACAUUCCCAGCACGGCUUAG